Messenger RNA from Lodderomyces parapsilosis, 1401 nucleotides. It is a transcript of the gene GCN5, whose product is annotated as histone acetyltransferase. Bases 1 to 1401 code for a protein of 466 amino acids. Gene Ontology annotation, cellular component: histone acetyltransferase complex. The record is from RefSeq and is a predicted model, not a curated record. Gene Ontology annotation, molecular function: protein binding; histone H3 acetyltransferase activity. The transcript has a single exon. NCBI's taxonomy places the organism in Eukaryota, Fungi, Ascomycota, Pichiomycetes, Serinales, Debaryomycetaceae. Gene Ontology annotation, biological process: positive regulation of transcription by RNA polymerase II; chromatin remodeling.
AUGGUUGAUAGAAAAAGAACUAUAAAGGUGGAAGAUGAUGAGAGUGAAGAUGACACACCAUUGAAUAAAAAGAUAAAGCUAGAGUCAAAGGAGACGACACCUGUUGUGGAUAAGAAAGUAGCCGAGACAGCGAAGAACGAUGAAGUUAAAGUAGAGGAUGCUAACGACAAUGAACAGUCGAAUGAUGAUGACGAUGGCGCUGGUGAGGACAACGAUGAUGAUGGCGACGGCGAUGACGAUGACGAUGACGAUGAUGAUGAUGAUGAUGAUGAUGACGAGGCAGAAGAAGAGCGAAAACGAAUAACGAACUUUAAUUUUGAUGGAGAAAUCUACACAUUCAAAGAGCGACCCUCAGUUAUUGAGGAAAAAGAAGGCAAGAUUGAGUUUAGAGUGGUGAACAACGACAAUACAAAGGACAGUCUAAUAGUUUUGACAGGUCUCAAAAACAUUUUCCAAAAGCAGUUGCCAAAAAUGCCACGUGAAUAUAUUUCGCGAUUAGUUUACGAUCGUUCACACUUGUCCAUGGCUGUUGUACGAAAGCCGCUCACAGUAGUCGGUGGUAUAACAUACAGACCUUUCAAUAAUAGAGAAUUUGCUGAGAUUGUGUUUUGUGCAAUCUCCUCCACUGAGCAAGUUCGCGGUUAUGGUGCCCAUUUGAUGAAUCAUUUAAAAGACUAUGUUAGAGCAACAUCACCGAUCAAGUAUUUUUUAACUUAUGCUGACAAUUAUGCCAUUGGUUACUUUAAAAAGCAAGGUUUCACGAAAGAGAUCACGCUUGAUAAGUCGGUGUGGAUGGGCUACAUUAAGGAUUAUGAAGGUGGAACUUUAAUGCAAUGUUCGAUGCUCCCGUCGAUCCUUAGAUAUCUUGACCUGGGAAAGAUACUUCUUUUACAAAAAGCGGCAAUUGAAAGGAAAAUCAGGCUGCGGUCAAAGUCUAAUAUUGUGCGACCGGGGCUCCAAAUAUUCAAAACAAACAAAAAUGUGACACUUGAUUAUAAGGAUAUACCCGGGUUGGCCGAAGCGGGAUGGCUGGAGGAGAUGGAUAAGUUAGCGCAAAAGCCAAAAAGGGGCCCGCAUUACAAUUUCAUGGUUACACUUUUUUCAGAAAUGCAAAACCAUCCUUCUGCUUGGCCAUUUGCUGUUCCUGUCAACAAGGAUGAAGUUCCAGACUAUUAUGAUGUCAUUAAAGAGCCCAUGGAUUUAUCUACAAUGGAACUGAAAUUGGAAAACGAUAAAUAUGAAUCAUUUGACCAAUUUUUGUACGAUGCAAGGUUGAUUUUCAAAAACUGUCGAUCUUAUAACAGUGAGUCUACAACGUAUUUCAAGAAUGCCAACAAAUUGGAAAAAUUUAUGAACAACAAGAUAAAGGAUAGUGCCGAGUAUUCCCAUUAUUUAGACUAG